Carassius auratus (goldfish) is the source of this 2843-nucleotide messenger RNA. RefSeq names its product serine/arginine-rich splicing factor 1B-like. The transcript has 4 exons. Bases 220 to 957 code for a protein of 245 amino acids. NCBI's taxonomy places the organism in Eukaryota, Metazoa, Chordata, Actinopteri, Cypriniformes, Cyprinidae. The record is from RefSeq and is a predicted model, not a curated record. Gene Ontology annotation, molecular function: mRNA binding. Gene Ontology annotation, cellular component: nucleus; cytoplasm.
GCGGAGCGUCACGAGCGUGUGUUGUUGAGGGAGAAUGUGACGGCGCCAUAUUGAGAGAGACGUAUUGGGUUUCUUUGGUAGAUAAACGAGAUAAACGCUGAAUAUAACCUGUAGCAUAGAUCGGUGAACGCAGUGCUGACGAAUUUCUUUCAUAUCCCCUGACGAUUAACGGUUCUCGAUUAAAAUUCUCAACGUCGUUUGUGUAACUUCUGGUUGAAAAUGUCUGGCGGUGUGAUUCGAGGGCCUUCAGGGAACAAUGACUGUCGGAUUUACGUUGGUAACUUACCCCCUGAUAUUCGCACCAAGGACGUAGAGGAUGUGUUUUAUAAAUACGGAGCCAUUCGGGAUAUCGACCUUAAAAACAGAAGAGGAGGUCCGCCGUUUGCGUUCGUGGAAUUCGAGGACCCGAGAGAUGCAGAGGAUGCUGUUCAUGGACGAGAUGGCUAUGACUAUGAUGGCUACCGUCUUCGUGUGGAGUUCCCCAGGAGUGGCAGGGGAGGUGGAAGAGGUGGAGGCGGUGGUGGAGGAGCUGGAGCUCCCAGAGGCAGAUAUGGCCCUCCAUCCAGGCGUUCAGAGUACAGGGUCAUAGUGUCAGGACUUCCUCCUAGUGGCAGCUGGCAGGACCUUAAGGAUCACAUGCGUGAAGCAGGUGAUGUAUGUUAUGCUGACGUUUUCCGAGAUGGCACCGGCGUUGUGGAGUUUGUGCGCAAAGAAGACAUGACCUACGCCGUUCGAAAGCUGGAUAACACUAAGUUCCGGUCACAUGAGGGGGAGACGGCCUACGUUCGUGUAAAGGUGGAUGGCCCGCGCAGCCCCAGUUAUGGGCGCUCGCGCUCUCGGAGCCACAGCAGGAGUCGCAGCCGGAGCAUCAGCCGCAGUCGCAGCUACUCUCCACGACGCAAUCGAGGAUCCCCAAAUUACUCGCCCCGCCACAGCCGAUCCCGUUCCCGCACCUAAACACCCACAUCCCAGCUAGUUGGCUGGCCACAAUCAUAUACACCCUGUGUCGCCCUCUAUUGGACCCACUGUUGUACUUCAUUGUUCUCUUGACUUGUUUCGUCUCUCCACUUUCUCCAGUUUGCUUUCUCUCAUUUUUGGUUCGUUAGUUUUUAUUUUAAUUUUUUUUGACUGUCAUUCUGCUAAUGACAGCAACGUGUAGCUAAGUAGAUGUUAUCCUUUCUCUACUUUUUUUUUUCUCAUCAAUUCUUUGUUUGUUGUCUCCUAUCCCAUCACCCUGUUGUGUCUUUGUCUUGCAUCCCCAUUUUAACUGGAUCUUCAUACUCAUCCCUUGUACUAUAUUUGACACAAGGGACAUGUUGAAAUGCUUUAAAUAGUUGUAUGUGUGACUAAUUAAUUUGCUACUUUUUUAUUUUUUUGAUGAUGCUUCUUUACCGGCUUUUUCUGGGGUGGGAUAAUUUUUUUGUUGAAAAACUGUUCUACUUUUACCUUUUCAUGUCUUUCUAUAGACAACAGAAGAGCAGGAUUAAACAAAGCUUUGGAAUAAAGGAUUUUGAAGCACAGUUCAUUCAUAUUAGGAUAUUUGGAGGAGGAGGAGCAGGCAUUUCAUUUAAGGAGGCAAUGGUAUGACAGUAAAUGGCUUUAGUCACCUUCAAAAAGGCAGUUGUUGUUUUUCUACAGACUUCCAGUACUCUGGAUUUUCUUAGUUCAGUAACACAUUAGUUUGCUUUGCCAUUCUUCCUCCCUUCACAACACUCCCCUUCCCCGUUUAAUUUACCUUUUCUCACUGGUCAUUGCUGCUAAGCAUGCAUGUGUACUGUCUGGAUGUUGUGAUGCUUGUGCAUACAUUAAGACAGCUUGGUUUUUUGUUUUUUUUGGGGGGUGGUAAUUUUUAAAUACAAAAACAUUUUUGCCUGUUGUCCAAAAUAUUCUGGGAUUUGGCCACUCACAUAGAUUUUUCAUUAGACAAGAUAAAGGCUUGCCAUGUGCAGUUGUUCUCAUGUAAAUUAUGUAUUUGUCGAGAGGAAGACUUUUUUUUCAUAGCUUAUUUUUCUUGUUUUUCCAUUAAGCACAAUUUAAUGUGUUUAGGUGGUGUUCUAAAUUUCUUUGAGAGCGUAUCAGUCUGGUAUCCUUUUUGUCAUUUAGAAAAAAAAGAAAGAAAAAUACCGCUCCUAUGAUCAAUUUAUAGAAGCUUUCAAUGAUAAAAGCUUUUAUUUAGCUUUGAAUCUAACUUGUUACCUCCCUCUCUUUGAUUUUGCUGGUAUUCAAAGGUUUGGAUUGGAGGAGGGGCUCACUGUGUCCCGAUCCUUGGAGCCGGAUCAUUGGAUCAGUUCAGGAUCAGGAUCAGGAUUAGGAUUAGGAUAAGGAUGGAUACAUACAUGGAGCGGGAUCAAUUUACCGGGAACGGGAACCAUUGGAGAGGAUCCCAGCCCCGCAUCCCCCCAAAACCACAAUUAAAGGAUACUUGACAUCGUAAUUGGCUUUUCUAAAAUCAAAUUCAUUUUUUUUUUUUUUUCGUGGAGCCCCAUUGAUGCGCGCAGAAGGGAUCCAGGUGCUUUUUUUGUUUUUGUGAGAUUACUUUUUUGGUAUAAAAAGAAGCAGAGCAAGGAACCAGAAGGCUGGAUCAGUUGCUUUGGAUGGAAUCAGCAUAAGGAGCAUGGUAAAUAGGGGCGAAUUCGAGGGAAGGGUGGGAUAAUAGGCAAAUUUUCAGGGGGAUGUUGUAGUUUAUUUAGGGAUUCAAAAAUUACCUUUCAAAUAACAUUUGCUGUGUUGGCAGUGGUGUUUCUUUCCCCCCAUAAUUGGCUACUUUAUAUUUCUAGACUGUAGUGUGUUGAUUUUUCUGUCUUUUCCCCUUGUUUAAAUAAAGAUUGAAUUUUCAAGUAAAA